Molecule: messenger RNA, 735 nt
Organism: Parascedosporium putredinis
Lineage: Eukaryota; Fungi; Ascomycota; Sordariomycetes; Microascales; Microascaceae
Source: the annotation of a GenBank genome assembly
AUGAUGGAGAAACCUGCCCUGACCCCACCAGACGUCGUACCCGGCGUGACAAACCGCUACGAAGACUUUGUCGGCGCGCACGUCGUCCAAGCAGACGACGCCCACAACACCGGCGCCUUCUACCCUUACCACCGCCUCCUCCUCCACCUCUACGAGCAAGAAAUCCAAAACUGCGGCUGGCCCGCCGGCAUCCCUACUGGGACUGGACCCUCGACAACGAAACCCCCGACGCCUUCUACCGCUCCCCGUCCUCGACCCCGUCACCGGCACCGACCUCAACCCCACUGCGUGCGCCGCGACUUUGCUCCCGAGACGUUUGUCCAGGGCACCGCCGACGAACUCAUCGGCGAGGGUAUGGAUCAGCCGGACUUUGGGUCCUUUGCGAGCGUGACGGAGGGUUCGUUUCAUAGCGCGGGGCAUUGGGGGAUCGGUGGGCUGUAUGGCGACAUGUCGGACAAGUGGACGAGCCCCUCUGAUCCUCUCUUCUACUUGCACCACGCCAACGUCGACCGCGCCUGGUGGUCCUGGCAAUCCCGCGACGUGGAUGCGCGCUCCAACGACAUCUCGGGCCCGCUCGUACCCUUUGACAACGAAAACAAGGUGGCCGGAAACCUCACCCUUGACCACCUCAUGAUCCUCGGCACCUCGGCUGAGACCAGGGUCCAGGUCAAGGUUGCCGACCUGAUGAGCGUCGGAAAGGGGCGUCUUUGCUAUAACUACGAUAAGCUGUAUUAG